UAUAUUUGUACCACGUACGCCAAAACAUAAAACCUUGAUCCAAGUAGUAUUGGAACCAACCAACAGAAACAGUGGUGAUACAACAAAUAGUAUUAAUACACCAAAAGAUGAUAUAUCUACGAAUAAAUUGACUGAGGAACAAUGGAACCAACUAAAACAGGAAUUUAUAUCUAAUAUAUUACAAAAUGAUGAAAUGGAUAUAUCUAGAUCUAAUAUAAGUGGAACUCCUCCUACAAAUACACAACCUGAUCCUACUUAUGUAUCACAAAAUAUAUAUAGUGGUAUACAUCUAAUCAACGAUUCGUUAAGUGGUAAUAAUAUUUAUGAUGAAGUAUUGAAACGGAAAGAAAAUGAAUUAUUUGGGACAAAUCAUCCAAAACACAACACAACAAAUAGUGAUCCCAUACUCAACCAACUAGAUUUAGUUGAUCAAUGGUUAGAUAAAAAUCGUUAUAUAUGUGAAACAUUCAGUAAUAAGGAGGAAUUGUUAGAUAAAUUGAAAGAACUGUGGGAUAAUAAAAAUAAAAAUAGUGGUAUUACAGACAUUAGUCAAAACAAUAUGUUCAAUUCCAAUAUUUCUCUUCAAACAUAUAUGGAUCCUAAACCUAAAAACCAAUUUGCACAUAUGGAUACUAUCUUGGAUGAUAAAUCUGUGGAUCAUAAUAAAAUACACAUUGAAAUGAAUGCAAAUAAUAAAACCAAUGGGUCGUUCGAAAAACAAUAUCCUAUAUACUAUAUAUGGAAUAUCUAA
Molecule: messenger RNA, 751 nt
Organism: Plasmodium gaboni
Lineage: Eukaryota; Apicomplexa; Aconoidasida; Haemosporida; Plasmodiidae
Product: putative EMP1-like protein
Exons: 1
Source: RefSeq, a predicted model, not a curated record